This is a messenger RNA of Clupea harengus (Atlantic herring), 2302 nucleotides long. RefSeq names its product GDP-mannose pyrophosphorylase B (gene gmppb). NCBI's taxonomy places the organism in Eukaryota, Metazoa, Chordata, Actinopteri, Clupeiformes, Clupeidae. Gene Ontology annotation, biological process: GDP-mannose biosynthetic process. The record is from RefSeq and is a predicted model, not a curated record. Gene Ontology annotation, molecular function: GTP binding; mannose-1-phosphate guanylyltransferase (GTP) activity.
UGUUGAACGGCAUUGUGGUCUUGAUCCGCCCCCACUUGAAUUUCAAGAAGUGUCAUUCAUUAGAGAUGUAAAACUUGUUUCCCAUGUAUUUGUGGUUACGUGUAAGUUGGUGAAUUGCAGACCCAUCGAUAAGACUUACCAAACUACUUCAGGCAGCUUCAGUGUGACUGAACUGGCGUUGGUUACAAGGGUGUUAGCCUCUUUCAACUGUGGUUCUCACACCAGACCCCUUGCUCAGCGGCGUCUUUCUUGUUUAAUGCACCACUGACCUCCCCUACUGUGGACCCACAAUGAAGGCUCUGAUUCUGGUCGGUGGUUAUGGUACACGAUUACGACCUCUAACCUUAAGUGCGCCCAAACCUUUGGUGGAAUUUUGCAACAAGCCUAUUCUCCUGCAUCAGGUGGAAGCACUUGUGAAGGCUGGAGUUAGCCAUGUCAUUCUUGCUGUCAGCUACAUGUCUGAGUUGCUGGAGAGAGAGAUGAGAGCGCAAGAAGAGAGGCUUGGUAUUCAGAUUUCUCUAUCACAUGAGAAGGAGCCUCUGGGAACAGCUGGGCCUCUGGCCUUGGCAAGAGAGCUGCUUUCAGACAGCGAGGAGCCUUUCUUCGUACUCAAUAGUGACGUUAUUUGUGACUUCCCGUUUGAGGACAUGUUGAAGUUCCACAAGCAUCACGGCAAAGAGGGCACCAUUGUGGUGACUAAGGUGGAAGAACCAUCAAAAUAUGGAGUUGUAAUAUAUGAAGCAGAGACGGGAAGCAUUCACCGGUUUGUGGAGAAGCCACAGGUUUUUGUUUCAAACAAGAUCAAUGCUGGGAUGUACAUUUUCACCCCCUCUAUGCUUCAGAGGAUCCAGUUAAGGCCGACUUCAAUAGAGAAGGAAAUCUUUCCUGUGAUGGCAGAGCAGGGACAUCUAUACGCCAUGGAACUCCAGGGCUUCUGGAUGGACAUCGGCCAGCCCAAGGACUUCUUGACGGGCAUGUGUAUGUAUCUGCAGUCCGUUAGGCAGCAGGCCCCAGAGAGACUGCGCACUGGACCUGGAUUCCAUGGCAACGUUCUUGUGGAUCCAACGGCAGUGAUUGGGGAGAACUGCAGUAUCGGACCCAAUGUGACUCUGGGGGCCGGUGUGGUGGUUGAGGACGGCGUGCGCAUUAAGCGCUGCACGGUGCUGAAGGGGGCCCGCGUGCGCUCCCACUCCUGGCUGGAGUCCUGCAUCGUGGGCUGGUGCUCCUCUGUGGGCCAGUGGGUACGGAUGGAGAACGUGACUGUGCUGGGUGAGGAUGUGAUCGUGAAUGACGAGCUGUACCUCAACGGGGCCAACGUACUGCCUCACAAAUCCAUCACGGAGUCUGUUCCAGAACCACGGAUCAUUAUGUAGCAUGGAGGACAACACCCAGAAACAUCACCCUACAAAGUGCCCAAAUGUGUGACUCACUAGUCAGAGAGGGUGAGGUGGCUGCUGGUGGUUAUUGGUUGAUUGAUAAAGGUUACUGGUUAUUGGUUGAUUGAUGGAAGGAAACUGACUGAGCUGUGGACUGUAGAAGAGAUGAAAUUGUCAAGAGAUAUGCAUCAUAGUGGAGACUAAGUAGCACUAAUCCAAUGGAAAGGAUUCAAUUCUAUUCAUAAUAUAGGAGUUGGAUUGCUUUUUUUUUGGAGCUCCACACACUCAUGAAGGAGUUUUAGGCAUAAGGUCAGAUAUCACAUUGCCUUAAGACAGGUUGGGCGAAGGGUUACUUUUAUUAUGCAUAUAUUUUCUGUCUUACUCUGUCUCUUUCUUUUGUAAGCUCUAAAAUCAGCUGAUGCAUCUCUAUGUCUUCUGUGUGAUGGGUUUUAUGUUAGAAAUACAGGCUGGGUUAGAGUUGUUGCUUUGAUUUUUUUCCCCCCAUUAUUUUCAAACCCAGCAUUAUAACAGUUUUUCCAUUCAUUUAGGUGAGGAGCUGCUCAGCUACAAGUGCCAUUAAUUACAAAGGUUGUGUUAUUUUACCAGUUUAAAAGAUCAAGCAAAAAAAGACCAUUCCCAAACAGUAAGAAAAAUGAUGAUGCAUCUUUAUCAUUUCUAAUAGCACAAGAUUCAGGUCUCAACCCAUGUUGAGUCCCCAUAAGGAGGCUCAGUGGUGCAUCUAUCUGUAUGGUGCUCAGAAUAUCCUUCUUGCUCCAAAUGUGCACUUGUCUGAUAAGUUGUAAUGUCUGGGCAUUUUAUGUUAUGGUUGCUUUCUAUGUUUGAAUUGUAUUUAAUCUCCAUGUUGUUGUUUUGAUACAUUCAAAGCAAGGGAAACACAUUUAGUCAAUGGUAGUUACCCCCCCCCC